AUUUGGUGUUUUAAGGUUGCCACCAAAAAAAAUGUCGGGUGUACGUCAACUGGAAAUUUGUUGACAUUUGUUAAAAUUUCUUCACUAAUUAUAUCAAAAAUAGCGCGUUUUCAACCACCACAACUUAAAAUUCCGUUUCCCCGCGUCUUAUUACAUCAUGCCCAAACCAGGAAAACACAUCAACCACAAGGGUAGAAACCGUCGAUUUACCAACCCGGAAGAGUUAGAGGAAGAACGUCGGAAGGAAGAGGAGGCAAAAAGGUGGAGACAAAAACGAGGUGAAGUGAGUUCAGAAGAAGAGGAGGAGGAGGAUGAUGAGGCUUCAGGAGGUUCAGAAAGUGAAGACGAAUCAAGCGAUGACGAAGAGGGAAAGAAAGCGAAGGGUGUUUCAAAUUUAAUAGAAAUAGAAAAUCCAAAUCGUGUACAAAAGAAGAAUAAAAAACUUACCACGUUAACAGUGGAUGUACCCCCAGAAAAACCACAAUUAUCCAGGAGGGAACGCGAAGAAAUUGAGAAACAAAGGGCUCAAGCACAUUACCAAAAGCUUCACGCCGAAGGUAAAACAGAUCAAGCUAGGGCGGAUUUAGCAAGACUUGCAAUAAUUAAGCAACAACGUGAGGAGGCGCAAAAAAGGAGGGAAGCUGAUAAGAAAGCCAAGGAGGAUGCUGUUAAAGCUAAAACGGCGCAAACUCAAAAAGCACUUGGCAAAAAAUAAAAGUGGAGCCUUUAUUUAAAAAAAAAAGGCUUGGCACAGAUUUGUUUUUUUCAUUUUUCUUUGUUCGUAUUAACUAUUUUUAAUGAAUCUUUCGAUUUCUGUAAAGAAAAAUAUGAUGAAAUAAAUAAUCCUUAAUUAAUUUUUUUCAUUUGAGGUUAGAACUUUAUUUUUUUAACUUUUUAAUGCAUCACAUCAAAAUGAGACGCAAUUAAACUCUCAUUGCUACAUAAAAUGCGUGUGGAGUUAUCAUCAAUUUGUUUAAGAGCAUCUUAUUGUUGUAAAUGAAAUAAAUAAUCAUUAUUUUUUUUUGAUUUGA
This is a messenger RNA of Onthophagus taurus, 1031 nucleotides long. Its product is annotated as 28 kDa heat- and acid-stable phosphoprotein. The record is from RefSeq and is a predicted model, not a curated record. Lineage: Eukaryota; Metazoa; Arthropoda; Insecta; Coleoptera; Scarabaeidae.